AUGGUGGCGGAGGAACACAGAGAGCACUGCUUCAGGCCGAUUAAAGGAGCUGUUAAAAUCUGCACGGAUCAGCUAAAAUCUUCCUUAGACUCUCUCACAAAAAAGAAAUCAGACUUCCAGGAAAAGGAGCAGCAACAGAAAGAGAAGAUAUCCGGAGUUCAGGAACAGUCACACAGUGUUCAGUCCCACAUCACAUCCCAGUUUGCUGAACUGCGCCAGAUUAUCACUGAGAAAGAGCAGAGUUUACUCAGGGAUCUCAGGGAAGAAGAGAAGAGGAUUCUCAAACCAAUGGAGAAAAAUCAUUGGAAGAUUCAAGAGAAUAUAAGGAUUAUUCAGGAAGAAAUCACUAAGUUAAAGGAACAGAUGGAUCAAAAAGAUAGUGUGAUGUUUCUCAAGGAGGAAGCUCGUCGGAACAGCAGGAUUAAUGACAAUGUCCAGGAAUUGGCAGUGACAGAUGAGACCCUACCGGUGCUGAGAGAAUCACUUGAUGCUAUUAAUCGAGUCUCUGUCAAUCUGGAUGUGGAAACGGCGGGUCCGUGUCUCGAGGUGUCUGAGGAUCGGAAGAGUGUGAGACGGACCGAGACCUGGAGGAAUCUCCAUGACUCCGGGAAGAGAUUCACAAUCUGGCCUUGUGUGCUGGGAUCGGAGGGAUACACAUCGGGGAAACAUUACUGGGAGGUGGAGGUGACGGGGAAUCGGUUCUGGGGUCUGGGAGUCGCCGCAGAGUCUGUGGAGAGGAAGGAAUGGGUCAGACUGAGUCCGGAGACCGGGUUCUGGGUCAUCGGGCGGUAUUGUGACGUGUUACAUCGUGAUUGUGACGUGUCCCGUGAUCUUACCUCCCCCGGGGCCCGUCUCCCUGCCGGUCCCAUCCCCGGGAGGGUGGGAGUUUAUCUUAGUUACGAGUCCGGGACAGUUUCCUUUUACAACGCGGAGACUAUGUCCCAUCUCCACACCUUCACUGGGAAUAAAUUCACGGGGAAACUUUAUCCUCUCUUCCGGACUGUGGAUGUGAAUCAGUGGCUGAGAAUCUGCUCCGGUUCCGCUCCGGGUCUGUAAACGGGUCGUGUCCCGGGACCGGCGUCCGGAGUAAAGUCCCUGUAAAUAUAAAUGUGCGGAGAGUGCAGCUAAAUACAUGGUGCAGGAGGGAGGGCUUCAUGUUUCUGGACAAUUGGGCUUUGUUCCCGGGAAGGUGGGACCUGUUCCGACGGGACGUUUUGCCCCUGAACUGGAGGGUGCUAACAUCCUGGCAGGUAAAUUUGCAGUUCCGCUGGGAGCGGGGGGGGGGUGUAAAAAUGACUUGCAGAAGGAGGGGAACCAGAGUGUUAGAGUAGAUAGUGAGGUGGAGGAGGCUAAAGGUCAUGCGAGGACUGCAUAUAUAGACAGAAAUCAAAGGUGUGUACAUUAGGUUGUAAAUUAAUUUUCAGAGCUUUAGAAAUUGUAGAAAAUAAAGAUUUCCAGAAAGAUUUUGAUGAAGAACAUGACCAGAACAUAUGUGAAAAAGUGGCUACUUCAGUUUUAUACCUAUUGCAAUAAUUGUCUAUGUUAGGAAAUAUUUUGGAUAGUCUCUCCUUUGUUCAAUAGUAACAGUAAACAAUUUUAAAUUGAAUUAAACACUGAUUGGCACAUAUCAAAGAAGAAUUGACCAUCUUCAUUAACAAAGGUCAUAUUAAGUUCUCUCUCCCAAACUUGUUUAAUCUUUAGUGAUUAAGGGGAUCUGCUUUCUUUUGCAGAUUUAUUUAUUUUUAUUUUCAUUUAUUUUGUGAUGGUCGAUUGAUGACUUUUGAUUAGCAAAUAUUCUCUCUCUCAUACACACUUACUGCAAGAUCCUCAGGUUAGAUAUUUUUUACAAAAAUAAUUAUCCCAGUUUCCAUAUAUGCAAGAAUCUGAUUUGUUGGAUACUAUUUUGAAUAUGAAUCCUUUAGUAAGA
This is a messenger RNA of Hypanus sabinus (Atlantic stingray), 1927 nucleotides long. RefSeq names its product zinc-binding protein A33-like. Bases 1 to 1056 code for a protein of 351 amino acids. The record is from RefSeq and is a predicted model, not a curated record. Gene Ontology annotation, molecular function: protein binding. The transcript has 8 exons. NCBI's taxonomy places the organism in Eukaryota, Metazoa, Chordata, Chondrichthyes, Myliobatiformes, Dasyatidae.